Mercenaria mercenaria is the source of this 2598-nucleotide messenger RNA. RefSeq lists its product as uncharacterized. Bases 51 to 2435 code for a protein of 794 amino acids. Lineage: Eukaryota; Metazoa; Mollusca; Bivalvia; Venerida; Veneridae. The record is from RefSeq and is a predicted model, not a curated record. Gene Ontology annotation, cellular component: extracellular region. The transcript is spliced from 14 exons. Gene Ontology annotation, molecular function: chitin binding.
GGACCUGCCAUGGCUGUUUGAUAAUUCAGUUUAAACCAGCAAAGUAUAAAAUGGACGGGCAUCUUGCUGUUCUUUGUUUUGCUUGCGUCUUUUCGCUAGGUGCUGCAGUGGAUACCACGAGGCAACCGAAAGCAACAGGGCCAGAAGUUGUUGAAGCGGUGGUCAACAUUAUCCGAGAAUCUUGUUUAUUUGCCGAAGACAGAAGAUUUUUGCGGCGACUCGCAUACGUUGAAUCGCAAGAUGGAUCGUCUCCGAACACAUUUAGACCAGGAUACUAUGGAGGAAUUUGGCAGGUUGAUAAUUCAGCAUUCUUACAAACCCAGCACAAUUCUACCCUGCAAGCACAAUACAAUAUAAUACAAAAUGUACUGGGUAUCAACUGGAACACGGUCUCCUGGACGGACCUUCACAAACCUCUGUAUUCCGGGAUCGCUGCCGCUCUAUUCACCAUUCUUAAAAGUGGCCAUACCGGUCUCAGCUGGAAAGAAGAGGAGCAGGGCAAUUUCUGGGCGCACAACUUCCAUGGUGGUAGUCCGGCUUCGAACUUCACGGAAUUAGCACAGAUACUAGAUUUGGGAUGUACAACAAAUCAGCAAGUUGACAUUGUCUUUGUGCUUGACACGUCAUCCAGCCUUAGUGGUGACGAUUUCAUACGAUCAAAGAGAUUCAUUAGUCAGGUUGUGGAUGGAUUUAUGAUUUCGCCUGUCGAGACACAAGUUGGUGUAGUGACAUACUCUUCUCACGCACAUGUCGAAUUUGACCUCAAUGAUCACAGAUCGAAGGCGGACGUACAGAAUGCUAUAGAUAAUAUACCUCGUAAUACUGGCAGUACUGCAACUGAUGAAGGUAUUGACAAGGCUUUGUAUCAGGUCUUCAAUCCUAGCUAUGGAGCAAGACCAAAUGUUGUUAAGGUACUGGUUGUUAUAACCGACGGAAGAAGUGACGACGAUCUGAACACAAAGCAUGCCGCCGACAGGGUCCAUGCCAACGCUAUUGUUACGUUUUCUGUAGGAGUUGGUGGCACGGUUGUUAAAAAGGAACUCGACACGAUAGCCACAGAUCCAGAUUGCACGCAUGCGUACACGGUCAGUUCAUUCGAAGAAAUCAAGUUCAUGAAGGAGGAGAUACAGAAGGCUACAUGCAUAGCACCACUGUUUAUCAAUACGACCUACAGCUGUGAGAUAAGUAAAUGUCCGCCACUAGCUGUUCUUACCGGUACAAAUGGCACAACCAUAGAGACUAACAUCACAUGUGGCGGUAUGAACAUCUAUUCUUCGAUAACCAACCCAUACCCAACACAGGCGCAGUAUGAAUACCUACAGCAAUCUCUAGUUAAUCAUCCAACACAAACCUUUUUCAACAUCAAUGGGAAGACGUUGUUUAUAAACUUGAAGGACAACCAGUAUGGUCUUGGAGGUUAUAAUGGAAGUACCGGAUGUAUUGCAACCAUUACACCGUACAAAGGAGACAGAACCGAUAAAGAAAUACACGUGGUUUGUUACAGAGGAAAUGUUGUAAUCCCUUGUCUGGAUUCAUACUUCAACUGCACAGAAAAAUGGAAUUUUGCAAAUCCCUGUACACAAGCAAACGUUCUCGCUGGCAAAGACAGGUUCCCACAUCCAUACCAGAACAACAAAUUCCUGAUGUGUGAUUUGUCUGGGAAAUUGUAUGUUGUCAUCUGUCCGAAAGGGGAGAUUUUCCAAGCAGACUGUAAUCAGUGUGUUGGGGAAAACGCAACAGUGACAUCUGGUUGUCUGACUCCAUACACCGGUGGUAAUCCUUGCUCAAGGGAAAAUAUUUUAGCAGGAAAACUGUUUUUCCCGUACCCGAAUGACGCCCACAAGUUCAUUCACUGUGAUGUUUGGGGUAAACCAUGGGAACGCCCUUGCCCCGCAGGAAUGGAAUGGGAUCAGGGGCUGCUCACGUGUAUCACACCAUCUCCCUACAAUCCGUGCCGCCACCACCAACCAGGACAACCAUACCUCUACCCGCACUAUUGUGAUCCCCAUAUGUACAUCCACUGUGAUACCAACCACCAAUCCUUCGAGCAGAAUUGUCAGCUAGACUACGUAUUCUAUGCCACCUCGCAGGUCUGCGUACCCCCAGGCUCCUAUCCCGGGACCAGUAACCUUGUAAACACCUGCUACGGCAAUUCGACACCAUACCCAUAUACAAUACCCACCUCAGGCUAUUACGGUACCACUUCUAAUCCGUUGCAUACUCACGUGUUUUCAAACCAGAAUUACCAAGCACCGUGUACCAAAGCCAACAUCCUAGCUGGCUUGCUUUACUUCCGGUACAAAUACAACAACCACAACUAUAUCCAGUGUGACCUCUGGGGCAAACAGUAUCUGCGGGACUGCUACCCGGACUACUAUGAUCCCUACACCUACACAUGCGUUGAUGGCCCCGUCUUCCCCGAAAAUGUUGGAUAGAUGUAAACAAAUCGUUGGGAUGUGUUGAACAUGUAUACUAGACCUUCCUUAAACGACUGGAUUGUGACCUUGACUUUCUUUGUAGUUCCCAAUCAUGCCUAUGUUAAUGAUGUACGUCAUACGUAAUUUUAAUGAAGCACAGAAAUUAAAAUGCAGAAUGCAA